Messenger RNA from Cinclus cinclus, 1608 nucleotides. Its product is annotated as probable E3 ubiquitin-protein ligase makorin-1. The record is from RefSeq and is a predicted model, not a curated record. Lineage: Eukaryota; Metazoa; Chordata; Aves; Passeriformes; Cinclidae. The transcript is spliced from 8 exons. Bases 60 to 1232 code for a protein of 390 amino acids. Gene Ontology annotation, molecular function: metal ion binding; ubiquitin protein ligase activity. Gene Ontology annotation, biological process: protein polyubiquitination.
CCCUGGGAGGUAGCCCAGACCUCUUUGCCGCUGGGGAAGAGAUAGAAGCAGGCUCGCUGAUGGCAUCUGGGCCGUCAGGAACCGAGGCAGGCUGUCUGAGACCCGUGUGCAGGAAUUUUGCCCGUGGAUCCUGUCGGUGGGGCCACAGCUGCCACUUCUCACAUGACAGAAAAUCAGCCCAGGUCUGCAGGUACUUCCAGAGUGGGUUUUGCCGUUAUGGAGAGCAGUGCAGCUACCAGCACAUCCAGGAAGAGCCAGCAGCAGUAGGGACCCAAUAUGGUGUGAUGCCCCGCUGCCCCUGCAGCCAGGAGCCUGCUGCUGAGCCCACAGCCAUGGACUGGGACCAGGGGGGAGCCCAUUGCACCUCGGUCCACCCUGCCCACAGCAUGACGUGUGUGGCCUUCAAGUUCCCCAAAGUGAAGGUAGAAGUGGAAGAGAAAGACAAGAAGAACAUCCCAGCACUUGGUAACGUCCACUGUGGGGCUGUCAGUGGAGAAUUUGUCCCCACAAAAGCUCGAGGUGCCUCAGACUUCCAACCACAAGGGCCAGCACUGGAUGCAGACUCCUCUCACCCCAGAGAGGCAGUUUUGGAGACAGCAACAUGGACUGACCCUUCUAAGGUCCCUGCAGAGCGAGGUGCUGUGGCAGCCCUGGUCACCACUGCAGCACUAAGAGCCCAGAGUGAGGCCAUAGUGUGUGGCAUCUGCAUGGACAGGGUGUACGAGAAGCCCCUGCCAGAGGAGCGGCUCUUCGGGAUCCUCCCAAACUGCAGCCACGCGUACUGUGUUGGGUGCAUCCGCAAGUGGCGGCGCAGCCGGGACUUCCAGAGCACUGUCAUAAAGGCCUGCCCAGAGUGCCGGAUCACCUCCAGUUACUACAUCCCCCACAAAUACUGGAUCUCAGAUGUGGGGGAGAAGGAGAAGCUCAUCAGAACCUUCAAGGCACGGACAGGGAAAAUCAGGUGCAAAUUCUUCAUCCGUGGCCACUGCCCUUUCAGAUCAGAGUGCAUCUACCUGCAUGAGCUGCCUGCCCGCCGGCUGUGGCGGCACAGACGGCAGCAGCUGAGAAUGCCCGUGGUGUUCAUCCCUUCUUCCUCGGAGAGCUCUGACGAGGAGGAUGAGGAAUUCUGCACGCUCGAGUGGGCUCUUACCCUGGCCAUGCUGGAGACAGAAUUUCCCUACUUAAGUUAUGGCCACGAGAUGUUUCUCACUGACUUCAGCGAUUCCGACUGAGCCGCGGGGGCCACGCUGGGCCUGUGUGCUGCUGGUGGCCAGGACACAUCUCCGGGAGGCAGAAGCGCGUCUGCUUUUGCCUCCUGCCAUUUUUUUGGGAUGGCUCCGGCCGUGGGAUGAAGGAAACAGUCUGGCUGGCAUUCAUGGGUGCACCGAGCGAGACUUCAGGGCACAGCCCCCCUGCUCUUGCCGCGGUGCCCACUCUGUGCCCGUGGGAGACCCACGGGUGGGGUGGGAUGGAUGCCGGGAGGAAGCGGGGGGGCUCUGACAUCCACGGGCCGGGCGGCGGGGCGCGCAGCAGGGAUGACGCGCUGUUUUAAACUUUUUUUUUAGCCAAAUCUGGGAAUAGCGAAAUAAAACGGGUUGUGUAACGCCA